This is a messenger RNA of Entrophospora candida, 648 nucleotides long. Lineage: Eukaryota; Fungi; Glomeromycota; Glomeromycetes; Entrophosporales; Entrophosporaceae. The record is from the annotation of a GenBank genome assembly.
AUGGACAACACUAUCUGCGAAAUUGUUCUUUCUCUUCAUGGUGGAUUCAAAAUUAAUGUUAAUGGUUACCUUAUGGUUAAAGACAAAAAUCGUGAUAAUAAAUUUUACUGGUGUUGUGAGAAACGUAGUGCCCUAAAAUGCAAUGGUCGAGCAACUACUAUAUUGGAUAGGGAGCAACAUUAUCUUCAAGAUACUUCUGACCAUAACCAUGCUCCAGAAGCUAGUCGAUUUGGGGUUGUAAAGACCAUUAAUACAAUAAAAGGAAAUGCUAGAGAGGCUGAUGACCUACCCUCACAAAUUAUCCAAAGCACAAUUUCUAAUACUGCUAAUUCUCAAGAAUCUAUAGAGGAUAUUACUAUUCCUGAAAACAUGAAGCAAAAAGCAAGCAUGCGUAGAACAAAAAACCAGCAGAUUCCGGAUCCAAUUGCACCACAUUCUGAACGUUUAGUAUUAUACAUGAAUACACAUCCAAACACGCUGUUAGGAUAUGCAAAAUAUUAUGGUGGAUAUAGCAAUGCAAUUAGUGCUCGUAUGACAGAUAUUAACUCUAUUGGGUUUGUUAUGUUGGUGAAGACUGACAAUGAUAAAGAAUCAGAAGUUAAUAUUAGAUAUAAACAUCAAUUGGGGUCUUAUGACCAAGUUAGACCA